Molecule: messenger RNA, 2560 nt
Organism: Gavialis gangeticus (Gharial)
Lineage: Eukaryota; Metazoa; Chordata; Crocodylia; Gavialidae
Product: kinesin-like protein KIF12
Exons: 16
Coding region: 66-2447 (793 amino acids)
Biological process (GO): microtubule-based movement
Molecular function (GO): microtubule motor activity; microtubule binding; ATP binding
Source: RefSeq, a predicted model, not a curated record
GGGAGGGGACAGCCAAGCACUGGAGCGCUGCAGACUUCACCGUGUAGAGAGCUGGGGACGGAGCCAUGUCCGAGCCGGAGCAGGGCCAGGAGCCGGGGCUGGGCACAGGGGCCAGGCCACAACAGCCAGCCCAGCAGGCCCGGCGCCCUGAUGAGGAGCUGGCAGAGCCCACCCAGGGGCAGGCAACGCGCCUCUGUGUGGUGGUCAGGGUGCGGCCGCUGAGCCGCGCAGAGCGCGGCAGAGGGGACCGGCAGGCGGUGCGCUGCCCCGGCGAUAACACCGUCUCGGUGCAUGAGGCAGGGCAGGAGGCUGCAUUUGGAUUCGGUGCAGUGUUCGACGCCAGUGCGGACCAGGCCACGGUGUUUGAGGGCAGCGGGGUGAAGCGGCUCGUCGAGCUGGCGGUGGAUGGGUUCUCCUGCACCGUCUUUGCCUUUGGGCAGACAGGCUCGGGGAAGACCUACACACUGACAGGGCCCCCGGCUCAGGGCGAGGGCCAGGUGGUGCCCAGCCUCCGGGGUCUGAUGCAGCGCUCCUUCGCCUGGCUCCUGGAGCAGAGCCAGUGCCGCAGGCCUGAUGUUGCCCUCAGUGCGUCCUACGUGGAGAUCUACAAUGAGCAGGUGAGGGACCUGCUGAGCCCAGGACCCCCCUGCCCUCUGCCCUUGCGCUGGAGCAAAGCAGGGGGCUUCUACAUUGAGGGGCUGCUCAGCACGGAGAUCGAGGGCCUGGAGACCAUCAUGGACCUGCUGCAGGAAGGCAUGCAGCGGCGGCAAAGCUCCGCACACGCACUGAACGGGCACUCGAGCCGCAGCCACGCACUGCUGACCGUGCAGCUGCAUGCCCGCGGUGAGGCGACAAGCCCAGGGACCAGCUCCUGCCUCGGCCGGUGGGGCGCGCUGCGCUUCGUGGACCUGGCCGGCAGCGAGAGGGUGAAGGACACCGGUUCAGUGGGGCAGCUGGCCCGGGAAGCCAACAGCAUCAACCGCAGCCUCCUGGCCCUGGGGCACUGCAUCGCACGGCUGGCGGAGGGCCAGAGGCGCCGUGCCCACGUCCCCUACCGCGACAGCAAGCUCACCCAGCUGCUGGCCGAUGCCCUGGGCGGUGCCGGGGUCACACUUAUGGUCGCCUGCGUCUCCCCAUCCUCACGGUGCCUGCCAGAGACGCUGAGCACGCUGCGCUACGCCAGCAGGGCCCUCCGGGUCCCCAGCCGGCCGGUGGCAACACGGGUCUCCCGGGAGAGGCGACUGCGGAGCUUGGAGCAGGAGAUCCAGGCCUUGAGGGAAGAAAACCUCACCCUGCGCCGGCAGCUGCAGAUGCCCAGGACACUGGGCAGGCCCCCUGGCACCCUCACCGCUCCCCUGAAUGGGCCCACCGGCACAGGCAGCACUCCCAGGCCAAGCGGGGUCCCACAGGGGCCACCUGGCAUGGGCUGGCACAGCCUCCUACAAGACCUCCUGGUGGGGAAUGAGGAGCUCAGGUACUUGCCAGUGCCAUCACCUAGUCUGGGACAGCGCCUUCUUGCAUGGGUGGAGACUGGCUGGCCCCACAAGCUGCAGGGUGCUUGCUACUCUGCCCACAUGGCCAAAGAGGGAGAUUGGUCAUCCAGGACCUCACCAGGGGAUGGCACUGGAGCUGGGGAGCUGCCAGGGCAGGGAGGGGACACUGGGGGAAGAUGCAAACCCCCACCCCACGGUGCCCGUGGACUGCUGGCAGGUGCUGAUAUGCCAUUGCUGCACUCCCUGGGCAGAGGGUCUGCCUUCCCCCAGCAUCCCCAUCCCUGCCGGGGUCUGGGUGGGACUGGGCUGCCCACUUACCCUGCUUGUUUCCAGGCACCUUGCACUGCUCCGUGGCCGCCACUGCUGUGUCCUGGCCCCACGCUCCCAGGAGGAUGCCCACAUCUCCUGCCCUGGCCUCAUGCCCUGUACCCUGCCCAGCCAUCCCCCAGCACUGGGCAGGGCCCUGCCAGAGCUCCCUGGUGCAGCCCCUUCCCCGCCCCGGAGCAGGCAGGGCGGCGUGGCAGACUCAGCACCCGGCUUGUCCUUGCAGCCGCUGGUGGAGCUGCCGGUGCUGGAGGGGCUCACUCCUGCAAGCGGGGCCCAGGGCCGGCAGCCCAGCCCCUGGAAGAACCGCGCUUCGCCCUGGCCCCGGCAGCACCCCACGGACCCCCAGCCACGCUGGCGGAGGAGGAGCCCAGGCAGAGGCAGGAGCACCGCCGACCAGCACCCACCGAAGCAGCCUCAGGGCACCACACUUCCAGCCCCGCCGCAGGGGCAGGUUGUGCCCUCAGCGCCCCCCUGGCCCGAGGAGCCAGGGCAGGAAGCAGAUGCUGCCCCAGGGCUGGAAGAGGCACUGGCCUUGCUGCCAGAGUGGACGCAGUACUGCAGCCUGCUGGGCCCCAGCUCUGCUGGCCAGGAUGCCAGCCAGAGGCCUUGAGCACUGGCUGGACGUGAUGACUGGCGCCCAACAGUGCACACAGACUCCUGCUCCCUCUGCAGAGCGCCUGCGUCCAGGCUGGCCUGUCAUCACACUGGACUGAGGGCCACGGGCCCUGCUGGUGCCAGGG